GUUCCAAGAUGGCUGCGCCCAGGGAGAGAGGUCAGCAAACUCUGCAUCUCAGGAGUAGCUAACGUGUGUAGCUUCCAGUCCUUUGAUGUAGGCAGCUUUUCCCUGUCCUUUUGGCUUCUGAUUUUGGAAAGACAAGCUGCUUGCAAUGAACUGCACAUGGGCGUUAUUGUUGGCCCAGGAGGUCUCUGCAGGAAGGGGGACAGUGCUGAGGCAGGCUGCUCCUAAGAGGGAUCUCCUGCAACUAUGGAGAAAUGGCUGUCCCCAGAAUUCAGGUUUGGUUCCAGUGAGACGCAUCCAGGUGAGCACUGCUCUUGGAACUGCUACCCCUUCUGACAGGGAUGAUAGAAACCAGGACAAGGAGUCCACCGACCGAUCCUUGGUGAAGGUUGAAGAUCUCUUUGAGGCAGUGUCUGUCGAAGCAAAGACUAAAGCCACCUUCCAUCAAGCUGUGGACAUCUUCUGCAAGCAGAACAUCCGCCGCAGGGGCCACGUGGAGUUCAUCUAUGCAGCCCUGAAGAAGAUGCCGGAGUUUGGGGUGGAGAAGGACAUCAGUGUCUACAACAAAAUCUUGGAUGUCUUCCCGAAGGAAGUCUUUGUGCCUCGCAAUUUCAUCCAGAGGAUGUUCAACCACUACCCACGGCAACAGGAGUGCGGGAUCCAGGUGCUGGAGCAGAUGGAGAGCUAUGGUAUCAUGCCAAACAAGGAGACAAAGCUUCUAUUGUUACAGAUCUUCGGGAACAAGAGCCACCCUGUGAGGAAAUACCAAAGGCUCAUGUACUGGUUUCCUAAAUUCAAGCAUGUCAACCCUUACCCUGUCCCAGACCCUCUGCCCCAGGACCCUGUUGACCUGGCAAGGUUGACCUUGCAGAGGAUUGCUGCUGACUUGGAUGCCAGAGUUACAGUAUAUCAGCUGCCUCAUGUGGAGAUCUUGGACUCCGGAAAAGCUGUUGACCAUCCACAUAUCGUAGGAAUCCAGAGCCCUGACCAGCAGUCACUUUUUGCUCAGCACAAUCCUGACAGGCCCAUUUUCGUUGAAGGCCCCUUCCGCUUGUGGCUCAAGAGGACUUGUGUCUAUUACUACGUUCUUAGGGCAGAACUGUUGCCUCCAGAAGAAAGGAAGGAAGAAGUGAUUGACCCAGAAAGGAAUUUCUAUUAUCCCCUGUAUCUGGAUAUUGACCUGGAACGGGGCUUCUGGGAUGAUGAGGAAUUUGACAUAGAUGAAGUUGAGGAGGGCCCUGUAUUUGCCAUGUGUAUGGCAGGGGCAGGAGACCAGGCUACUUUGGCCAAGUGGAUUGUGGGCCUUCAAGAAACAAACCCUGUUUUGCGUCAAACGCCGGUCGUGUUCCGCCUCACACCUGGGCCUCGGGAGCUGCAGGCAAGCACCGACUCGGAUGAUAAUGGAGAAGAAGAGACGGCGCAAGCUCGGAGCCUCAACCAAGAGCUUUGACCACAUGCUGAUCAUGUUUUAGAUUACAAUAGUGGUGAAUGAUUGAGUGUAAUUUCAUGCCUGUGUUUUAAUGCAACCAUCCCUUCCGUUGGCCUGGGUAGUUUUGGGUUGAAUCCUAAGUAGGCCACGGGUGCAUCGAGGGCAUCUGCUCUUUCAGACAAGUCACUUCUUUUCUCAGCUGCAGUAUAAGAAACCUUUGCUUAUAACAGCAGCAUACGGAUGUUGAUGGUGGCUGCCCUACAGCCUGUUCUUUUGAAAAUGAUGUCAAGCCAAGAACUUCGAAGUUUUAUCUGUGCUGUUGUCUGAGAGGCUACAGCUGUCUUCCCUACUUUUCCUUAUGCAGCACUUGCCCUCGCAAAUAUGCACACCAUGAGUUCUCCUCAAGCUUUUUUUAGUAACAGCCUUUAAAUUGGAUGGCCCUCCACUGUUUGACAACCAUUUCUCUGUUCCCUAUCAUCAGAAAACUGAGCUUUCCUUCUUCUCAUUGACACUGAGCUGGAAUUAGUGGUUUUGGACCUUUUUUGCCUGAAAGUUUGAUCAGGAGUGAGGAUGGAAGCCUGUGAAACACCUUUUCUGAUGUGCUGCUGCUUAUGUCCCUCUCUCCCAGCACCAUUGCACAGGGUGGAGAGUUGGGCCUUUGUACAACAACCCCUGUCAUAAUAAAU
This is a messenger RNA of Elgaria multicarinata webbii, 2112 nucleotides long. It is a transcript of the gene ECSIT, whose product is annotated as ECSIT signaling integrator. Bases 146 to 1447 code for a protein of 433 amino acids. The record is from RefSeq and is a predicted model, not a curated record. Gene Ontology annotation, biological process: cell surface receptor protein serine/threonine kinase signaling pathway; innate immune response. NCBI's taxonomy places the organism in Eukaryota, Metazoa, Chordata, Lepidosauria, Squamata, Anguidae. Gene Ontology annotation, cellular component: mitochondrion. Gene Ontology annotation, molecular function: protein binding. The transcript is spliced from 9 exons.